Patiria miniata (bat star) is the source of this 1056-nucleotide messenger RNA. RefSeq lists its product as uncharacterized. The record is from RefSeq and is a predicted model, not a curated record. Gene Ontology annotation, cellular component: external side of plasma membrane. Bases 1 to 1056 code for a protein of 351 amino acids. Gene Ontology annotation, biological process: cell surface receptor signaling pathway; cellular response to lipopolysaccharide; T cell costimulation. The transcript has 8 exons. NCBI's taxonomy places the organism in Eukaryota, Metazoa, Echinodermata, Asteroidea, Valvatida, Asterinidae.
AUGGCCGGGGCGGUGAUGCUUUCCACCAUGAUCCAAGCACACAAACCAGACCUGUGGAUGGUUCUAGUCGUUUCUUUGGUGGUUAUUUGCAUCCAAGCAAGAAGUAACGAUGAUGGAACCAUCUUCCUGGAGCGAGGUAACCCUGGCAUCCUGUCCUGCCCUCCCGUCGCAUCCGGACGAAUCCCGCUGGAUCAGAUCGAUGUCAUGUACUGGUACUUCCCCCGAGUACGAGAUGAAAAUAUCUUGAUAUCCUACUUCCUAGGGAUUGUCGCUCCACAAAACGGCAUCCUGGACGGUGUGUAUGACAUUAACGACAACUUCUCUCUGGUUAUUGAGAACGUCACUGACUCAGAUGAAGGGACCUACUACUGUAGGGUCAAACCGAAGUUAGAAGUUAUGGUUGAUGGACAAGUGACUAAGCGUGUCAAAGUAUCUCCCAAAGAGCCGUUUCCCGACGUGACUCAAUGCACUGAACUCAUCUCUGAGACUGCGUGUGAGGCAGAGUUACCGAAUGACAUCAAGAAACCAAGGCUGACCUGCAUCGUACGGGAUGCCAAGCCUGCCGUGGCUCUCCGAUGGCUGCUUGAGUAUAGUGAUGGCGACACACAGCUCAUCGGCGAAAGGUUCACCGUACAACCGAGUGAGUAUUUGGUGAACACAUUCACGACCUCUGCAUCAAUCCCAGUUAUAGUGAGUGAUGGGGACAAGUUCACGUACAUAUGUCAAGCAUACGGGGAGGCUCUGGGCGCCAGGAAUGGUAGUCACGUGACCCCUCAAACAUUAUACUUGACAUCAACUCAACCUACCACAUCUUUAACGGUUAUGCCUAGUAUGUUGGGCUUUACAUCUGCGAUGAAGGACGCUCCAGAUAGCUCUCAGAAUGCUGUGAUUGGGCUUGCAGUUGCUUUGUGCCUGUCAUUGGCUGUCGUCGUUGGUUUGGUUAGUGCUGUGUGCAAGAUGAGGAAGCCUGGACAAACGAAUGGAAUACAGUUGCCGGCGGACAACCACACGGAUUGUGAAACCACGGACCCACUUAACGAACAGAGUGUAAUGUGA